Symbiodinium sp. CCMP2592 is the source of this 2709-nucleotide messenger RNA. NCBI's taxonomy places the organism in Eukaryota, Dinophyceae, Suessiales, Symbiodiniaceae. The record is from the annotation of a GenBank genome assembly.
AUGCCUGCGACAACAACUUCGUGUGGUAUCACGAUCAAUGCGAGGCGCGGUGAGUGUCAGUGCGACUUGUGGUACUUCGGGGACAGCUGUGACUGCACGUGCAACAGCAGGGGCAUCUGCGUUGACGGAGCUUGCCGCUGUGAUGUUCGAUGGGAUGGCGACUUUUGUGAGACGCCGGGCAUCAACAUCUCAGCUGCCUUGGACGAGUGCACGAAUUGCAGCGCUCGGGGCAUCUGUGUCGAGGAUGAUGAUGACGGAUUUGUCUGCGAAUGCCUCGCCACCUUCUACGGAGACAACUGCGAACGAACGUGCAGUGACUGCCUUGCGGACAACACAAUGUCCUGCAGCGAGGGCUUCUGCACUUGCAAGCAGGGGUUCUGGGGCCCACAUUGUGAGAACACUUGUUCUUGCAGUUCUCUUGGGACCAGCUACUGUGAUCCUUCGGACGGAACCUGCAGCUGCAGCCGUGGAUGGCAGGGCACCACCUGCAGCGAGUGUGCACCGAAGUACUAUCCCAGUGGCAGCUGCCAUACCUUCUGUGAUGGUGCAACGACCUGCAAUGGAUUUGGCGAGUGCAGCGACGCCGGAGAGUGUGUCUGCAUUGGAGCACGUUCCGUGGAGUCCUCCUGCAGUCAGUGCCUGCCUCACUACUAUCCCGCCGAGGACGAGCGGAUCAUCCUCGGCUACCCGGAUCCGCCGGCACGGUUCGCACAGGAGUGGCAGAUCGUGGAGAUUGAUUGUCCGAGCGAAGAUGACGAAAACACGUCGGAAGAGAAUGACUCAAACGACACAAUGUCGCCCAUCGGCAUGCUAAAUGAAUCCGACGACAGCGUCAACGCCGCCAACAUGUCCAAUGUGCCCUUGGAAGACCCGUCAGGAGAGGACAAGCGCUGCUUCGCUAACGUCUCCGUCAAUGCGAUGUUGAGCCUUUUGUGUCCGGGAUGGUCAUUGAAGCGUGCUCUCGAGAAACCGCCGCGAUUGCUCAGAGAGCUGCUCCCAACACAAAUAACCAACAUGCACCGAGAAGUGUGCGCUGGAAACUCCCGAAGCUUCCACGCCAACGUGCACAUGCAAGCGCCGGUCUGGGUACUGGGACUCCGACUGUCGACCGCCCAGAGUGGCAAGGAGUUCAAGUGUCCUUUACUCUGUGCUGUGGCGCGCCGCUAUGCCGCUAACUCCGAUAUCUGCUACGGGGGAGCCUGGUCGCUGGAGCUGCACUUGCUUCGAAGCCGGAACGGUGCCUCUGCUGACACUGGUCUGAACACGGGUCCCACGGACAGCUGCGGCGGGAAAGGCUUUUGCGCGGACGAUGGCAGUUGCCUCUGUGACAUCAGGAACACCGGAGCGGAAUGUGCUGAAAGCACGUCUUACGAGCUUGCAGAGCUUCAGCCUCUCGGCACUUGCGUCUGCAACGACCUUUGGGAGGGCCUCUGCUUCUGGCCCCCCUAUCAGGUGAAGGCUGCACCUACUGCACCUUUGACGGCUCACGAUAACUCCACGGACCUGCCGUCCUGCUCCACCCGCUGUGCGGUGGAGGGCUCGGCUGGGGCUGGGCCUGCAGUCUCCGAGAUGGGUGCACGUGCAGUUAUCCCGGAACUGACUUCUGCCGCGAAGGGUAUCCAGGCGCUUCUCGGCGAACAGGAGAUGGCCUAUGCGUGUGCCACUAUGGCUGGGGUGGCAACGACUGUGAGCGAUGUGCAGAAGGCUUCUUCCCUGCACCUGAAACGCAGUCUCCUUCUUGCACGUUCAUCGCCUGUGACGUGCAGCGGCCAUGGGAUUUGCAACGUCUUCGGAAUUUGCGAAUGCGACGAAGGUUGGGCCGGCGUGAAUUGUGAUCGCUGCGCCGACAACUGGUACCCACUAGGCAGCUGCAACGUCUACUGCACCUUCGAAGAGACGUGCUCAUACCACGGGUGCAAUUCCGAUGGCAUCUGCCUGUGUGAUGAUGGCUGGAUGACGGGGUCCCGGUAUCAGUACUUGGAGGACAUGCUCAGCCUGGAUGACCUCUUUCCCCAAGGAGCAGCUCCGCAGGUGAAUGCCUACUGUCAGGGAUAUGGCUAUGGCAAUUCAACGGACGGCGACGUGGACUGGUAUGGCCUUGACGCAGUCGAGACCGACAGUUGCAUGGAGGAAUGCAUGUCUGCAAACAUCAAUGGUGAGAAGAAGAAGACGAGUUUUGAGUUUCCGUUCGAGCUACGUCGCAGUGCGGACGAGACAGUCGGACUACAUUACAGACCAAUCUGCCACACCGAUAAUUCCUUCGGCGGUUUCGAGGUGACGGAUGUCCUGUACAGCGCCCAGCGUCAGAACGAGGUGCUCCGCAGAUAUUGUGUCGCGGCGAUACAAGAACAAACCCUGCAAAAGGGAGACAUCAUCUUGGCGAUCAAUGGAAAGAACACCCAGUCUGCUAUGACUCACGAGUUGCAAGCGUCGCUCGAGCUCUACAUGAGGGUCUGGAGGGACACGGUGGAGGACAAGGAUGACCCUACACCCCUGAUGUAUGUUAUCUCAGAGUACGCCGGAACAGUGGAAAAAGAGGGUGGCUACCUGACAGUAACAAAGAGGACGCAGAUCUAUGUUCAACGAGACAGCCGCGCCCCGCCAGAGGAGAUCAAUGCCUAUCGCUGCGACUACAUCUGGGGCUGGCAUCGGGGAAAAUCCAAGCACGAGGGCGGCUGGCUGCCCAUGGAUGUUCUGGCUGCUGGGUAG